Molecule: messenger RNA, 2306 nt
Organism: Sarcophilus harrisii (Tasmanian devil)
Lineage: Eukaryota; Metazoa; Chordata; Mammalia; Dasyuromorphia; Dasyuridae
Gene: VMA12
Product: transmembrane protein 199
Exons: 6
Coding region: 55-681 (208 amino acids)
Biological process (GO): vacuolar proton-transporting V-type ATPase complex assembly
Cellular component (GO): endomembrane system
Source: RefSeq, a predicted model, not a curated record
CCCGGAAAUUGUAGGCGGCCCCGCCUCCGAUCACCUGACCCCGCCCGGGCCAACAUGGCGUCCUCCGUGCGCGCUGGGGAGCGGCUCCGGAGGGCCCUGAGCCCCAGCGGGGAACUGGGGGCGGCGCGCCUGCCCGGCGCGCUGCGAGCGCGGCUGGAGGCGGUCCUGAGCAAGAAGAAGGCCGCCGGGGGCGAGGGCGGCGACGCCGGGCCCUUGGUGCCCUUCCGUCUGCUGCGGGAGCUGCGCGUGCACCUCGGGGAGCAGGACCCCCCCCUCUUCCUCCAUGAGCUCCUGGAAGGCAGCGAAAUCUAUCUGCCGGAGGUGGUGAGACCCCCCAGGAAUCCAGAGCUGGUCGCCCGCCUGGAGCGGAUCAAAGCGCAGCUGGCCAACGAGGAGUACAAGAGGAUCACCAGGAACGUGUCCUGCCAGGCCCUGAGGCAGGAAGGCAGUCUAGCUGACUUUGGACGGCAAGUGAGGUCUGUGAAGGCAGUGGUCAUCACCAUCUUCAACUUCAUCGUCACCGUGGCAGCAGCUUUUGCCUGUACCUUCCUUGGAAGCCAGUACAUCUUCUCCGAAUUGACCGCAAGGGUGCUGGCGGCAGUGAUCGUGGCCUCCGUGGUGGGUCUGGCUGAGCUCUAUAUCAUGGUGCGAGCCAUGGAAGGGGAGUUUGGUGAGCUGUAACCACUGAGAGCCACUCUGAUCCCAGGCAGGUCCCCCGGGGGGACUGUGCUCAGCCCAACUUCAGGACCCCAGGCCUGCCUGCCACUGCCCAGAGCAGGGCAGAGCUCUUCCGCACCAUGGCCUUGUGGUAAGGUCCAGGGAAGAGGACUGGGCUGCUCUCAUCCCCAAAUCGGACCCACGUCCCCACACUGCAGGGCUAAAGUGGUACCCGCUCAGACUGAAGAGGAAUGGCCAAGAAAACCUUCAACACAGCCUCUGGCCAGGACCUUGCAAAAGAAUUGGCUUUUCAGAAUAGUUUGAUGGUGCAGUGAAUAGAGGGCUGGCCUUAAAGUCAGGAGGACCUGAAUCCAAAUCCAACCUCAGACACUUAAGACUUCCUAGCUGUGUGACCCUGGGCAAGUCACUUAAUCCCAGUUGCCUCGGUAAACAAAAGAAAAAAGAAUUGGCUUUAGUUUCUGCCUUUAUAUUGACCUUCAGAUUUCUUCUGGUCCUUCCUCUCACCCACUUUGUGGGUCUGUAUCCGUUUCCCUGCCUUCGGUGUCUUUGAGGCUUCCUGCCUUCAAAGCACUGUGUCUUCUGCUUCCAAGGGGAGUGGGGGGGUGGGGGGAAGUGGAGGCAAAACCUGUGUGUUCAUUUUUCACUUGAGAAUUUCCUGCUCUGGCUCCUCUUGUGUUCAGAGAAAAUCGCUUCUGGGAAUCUUCUCCAGUCUGAACACAGCCACUUGUGCUUGGAUGCUUGUUUUGAAAAAUGUGAAUAUCCCACUAUGAUGGAUACAUUCAGGAACAGUUUGAGCCCAGCAUAGAUUUUGUGUUUGCUUUUGUACCAGUUAACUUGACAGAAAACUGUGCCUCUUCGGCUUAACUCAAAAGCAUCCACCCUUCCACCACCUUCUUCCUCAGGCAAACUUCAGGCCUUUCUCAAGGUGAAGUGCCCUAUAUCUUAUGGUGCAGGGGGAGCUAUAGGCUGAGGAGGGCUGCUCUCUCUACCUCUUCCCCCAUCUUCCUCUCUGGGCAAGGUCCACCCCCACCCCGAGAGUUUCCAUCCACUGAAACCCCAGAAGCAACUGGACUCUGCCAGCCUGGGCUCCAUGGGAUCUGCAAGUGUCACUGCUAUUUAUUGUAGUAUUUAAUGUAUUUCUUAACCAUUUUUAUUAGAUUCCUAUCUUUGUAUGUGUCUGUGUGUCUGUGUGUCUGACUGGGAAGUUUUUGAGUGUUGUCCUUCAUGCCAUUUUUUCAUAAACUUUGGUUUUUAUUGCAAGAUUUUUGCAUUGCAUUGUGGUUCUUGGCACAAGUGUCAAAGAGAACAUCUUCAGGUUUUGUGUAUGCUGUGUGUAAUGUAGCCUUUGUGGUCACUUAAUGAAUGAGAAAUGGUGUAUAUGUGUGUGUAUAUAUAUACUUACGUGUGUAUAUACAAAGACUAUUCUCAAAGAUUCAUUUUUCUUACUCUGUUACCUAGAAAGCUCCCACCAAUAAGAAAGCAUUAACUGUUCUGCUGCACUCAGAGUUGAGCUCAAAGAAGAAAUUUCUGUCCUUAAAUGCUGUCUUCAGUUUGUUUUGUCAUGUUGCGUUAGGGUUUAUAUAACCUGUUAAAAGUUUAAAUGUUUAAAUAAAAACUGUCCAAAGAUG